Cydia pomonella (codling moth) is the source of this 3604-nucleotide messenger RNA. RefSeq lists its product as uncharacterized. The transcript is spliced from 21 exons. Lineage: Eukaryota; Metazoa; Arthropoda; Insecta; Lepidoptera; Tortricidae. Bases 351 to 3317 code for a protein of 988 amino acids. The record is from RefSeq and is a predicted model, not a curated record.
UAUAAGUAGGUAACAUCGAUAACAGACAUGUCGAUAUUUCAUUUUGUCAAACACUUUAUUUUGCCACGAAAACUUCUGUCUGGUUAAGAGUUUAAGUACCGAUGACUCAGAAUAUCCUGUAGCUUAGGAUUUGGUUUGGAGCAAGUUUGAAGUAUAAACUAAACUGGCUGAUUCUAAAACUGUUCUUAAAGCAAAUACUCUGACAAUGCUCUGACAUUCAGCUAUCCAACUGACAUCUAUAAUCAACGUCAACACAUACCUAAAUGUUUGGUCGUUGGUAAAUUUUUAGAAAUAUUUACAAGCGAGACAAGGUCAAGUUUAGCGUCUGAAGAGAAGUGUAAACGCCAAGGAUGUCGGCGAUAUCGCUGUCGUCGCCCACCAUGAGCGACAAGACCCUGCUGCUCAGCGUCGAGGACCUCAUUUCCUUGGCCAUGGGUCCCAGAGAGAGGAAUACAGUGAACUUCAAGAUGAUCCAGACAGUUCUGCACAUCUUGGCUCGUCAGAUGCGCGUGCUGGAGCAAAAAGUGGUGUUGGUGGCGGGUGACUUGCCCGAGCUACGGCCGCCACCGACCCGCCGAGGCAGGAGGAGAGACGACGAAGAGGUAGGCUUUUACAUAUCUCACUCCAUCGUCCCUUUCCCACUGAGGUCCAGUUCUGCGGGAACGGUUUAUAUAUAUCCCGCAAUAAUCAUGGGUGUGUUCACACUGAGAGAAAUUUGCAUCCUGUUUCUGCAAAUUAAUCUGCUGAUGAUGCUAAACUCGUAUCCCGCAAACAAACUGGACGUGUACCGUCGCGGAACGCCGCCUGAGUUCAAAUCCGAGGAAGAACGGAUCGCGUGGGAGAAAGAACAAGAUGAACUGGAAGAACGUUCUAGAGCCAGAUCUAGACGGAGACAGAGCUCCUUAGAUUUUGACGAAGAGGAAGAUGAGUACGAUAGGCCUGGGGCGGGGCGUGGCCGUCGUGAUGACGAACCAGGGGGCCGGGGCAGGUCAGGACGGGGGCGAGACGGUAGGGGAGGUGCAGAUAAGGAUAGAUCAGGCGGAAGGGCCGGAAGAGGUAGAUAUGGCGAGGAUGAGAGAGGCCGCGAUAGAUCUAGAAGAUACGACGAGGAAAGUGGUAGUGAUGGGUCGGAAGGUAGAGAUGAAGAUGGUCGACGACGUGGCAGAGGUGGGAGAUACAGCGAUGAAGAUGAAGGGGGUAGAGGGGGUAGAGGUAGAUCAAAGGGGCGUGGCGGUAGGGACAGGGACGAGGAGGACGAUGAAGGGGGUAGAGGUAGAUCACGGGGACGUGGCGGUAAGGAUAGGGACGAGGAUGAUGAAGGGGGUCGAGGUAGGUCAAGAGGGCGUGGCGGUAGGGAUAGGGAUGGAGAAGGGGGAAGGGAUAGGACAGAAAGGCGAGGCGGGCGGGAGGAUGAGGGAAGCUCUGAAGGGGAAGGGAAAGGGGGUAGAGGACGAGACGGACGGGGGAGAGAUGGUGGACGAGAUGGAAGAGGUAGAGAUGAUGCGGAACGCGGAGGAAAACAGGGCAUUGGAGUUCGUGAAAUCCAAGGGCCAGGAAAAGAAAAAGUACUUGUGGUUGAAAAAGGACCAACUACUAUUGGAUCUGCGCGCGAUCGAGACAGCAUAGCCGUGGUGACGCAGUCGCAGUUCCAGUUACUCGAAGCGCAAGUGGAGGAGCUGCUGCGUGCCGCGGGGCCGCUGCCGGAGCUGACCAUGCCUGACAACAAGCAGCUACGACAGGACCUGGCUGCCGGCGCCUCGCUUACCGAUGCCAUGCAGGCCAUGCAGGUGUCAGCUCGCGUGCAAGCCGCGGAGCAGGCCAUCAUGAAGCUGGGCGGGCUGCUGACUCAGCUCGCUGCCAGCGGGGCGCUGCCGCCCGACGCCGCCGGGGCUGUCAUGGCGGGCGGCUGGGCGGACGAGGACGAGGCGCUGAUAAAAUCAACAAGUUUGGGCACGGCGUACCAGUCGGUCCGCAUCGACCCCUCGGCUAAGGAUAUGCCUGGAGGUGGAGAGGCCGGGAAGACGGCGCCCGGAGGGACGGGGGUUCCGUCGAAGGGCAGCGUACCCGCCGCCGACAAGUUCGUCACCAAACCGGAGAUGAACUCCGCGCUGACGAAGUUCCGUGAUGAAGUGACUAAAUCGCUGCAGGGACAAAUCGACAAAGCUGCCACGGCUGCCGAGAAUGCCGAGAAGACGGCCAAGACCGUCGGCGAAAAGAUGGAGGAACUUCUAAAGAUGGACUCGAGACUGACUACGCUGCACUCCACUGUGGAGGACUACACCGAGCAGCUGAACGGCUUCGACGCUGGUCUCACCACCCAGAUGGCAAGCUUCAAGGAACAGAUGUCGACGAUGCGCGCCGAGCUGCAAGGUGGACUGGAGCAGCUGGAAGUCGGCAACAGCAACCCCGAGACUGCUGCGGUGAUGGAGUUGAACGAGCGCUUCGAGGACCUGGUGCGAGGCCUGGACGACACCCUGCUGCAGCACACGGCGCUCUCCAACAUGCAGCACCAGCUCACUCUAGAGCUGAAGACGUUGGUGGAGGGCGUCGAGAUGCUGCGGGAACAGAAGGCUGACCGGGAUGAACUCCUCGACAUUUUGCGAGACAAGGCGGACAUCAGUAUGUUGGACGGGCUGGUGCGACAGGAGGAGUUCGAAAGAGCACAAGCGGAUCUGGAGCAGCGGCUUGACCAGUGCAACGACAAGUUUAAGAGGCAGGAUGAAGUCUGGAUGGACGCAAUAAGGGACCUCCGCGAGCUCGCGGACACGAAGGCUCAGAUGACGGAGCUGCUGAAGAUCCGCGACGAGGCGACAACACAGCUCCUCUCCAUUGAUGAGAGGAUCAACCGCCUCGCCCUAAUUCUUGGAGAACCCAAGGCGGCAAUGCUGAUGCGUAAACUGGCGCGCGACGCCGUCUGCGGCUCGUGCCUGACGCCGGCCAUGAUGCACCCGGGCGCGGACCCGAUGCCCCCCGCGCUGCCCGCGGCCCACGGGCCCGCGCCGCCGCCCUGCCCGCCCGAGCCCCGCGCGCCCGACUACCCCGACUUCCGAACCCACAAAUGCCACCGCUGGGUAGGCGGCUCCCACACUUUGCUGCCACCUGGGCGAGUGCACGCCGCACCAAUAGACCUUCCUGAUGUCACAAAGAAGUAUACCGGCUACGGCGAUGAUGGACGGCUAUACUGGAUGGAAACCCCAAUGGAGCCGUGCGCAGAGUGCAACCCCGAGCCGGCGCCCGCGCCGCCCGGCACCGCGCGCAGCGACGGCGGCGCGGGCCGGGGGGGCGGCGACGCGGCGCCCACCGACUGCGCCUGCUGACAGACGCGAGGUGCCUACUCUAACAGCGACGGCGGCGCGGGCCGGGGGGGCGGCGACGCGGCGCCCACCGACUGCGCCUGCUGACAGACGCGAGGUGCCUACUCUAACAGCGACGGCGGCGCGGGCCGGGGGGGCGGCGACGCGGCGCCCACCGACUGCGCCUGCUGACAGACGCGAGGUGCCUACUCUAACAGCGACGGCGGCGCGGGCCGGGGGGGCGGCGACGCGGCGCCCACCGACUGCGCCUGCUGACAGACGCGAGGUGCCUACUCUAACAGCGACGGCGG